This is a messenger RNA of Planococcus citri (citrus mealybug), 2423 nucleotides long. RefSeq lists its product as uncharacterized. The coding region runs from base 125 to 769 and encodes 214 amino acids. The transcript is spliced from 6 exons. The record is from RefSeq and is a predicted model, not a curated record. Lineage: Eukaryota; Metazoa; Arthropoda; Insecta; Hemiptera; Pseudococcidae.
AUAGGUGCCAUAUGAGCAUAGUUCAUCAUAUCCAGAUUCAAGUUACCUUAAUUAAAUACACCAAUAGCAGGAGAUACUAUCAUGAUAUACGAUUAGCAGAUAAAACCCAUAAGUCAGUGCCAGUAUGUACCUGAAAAUAAUUACUCUCUGCAGCUUUGUCUUUCUCACUCAGUUCUUCAACGUGGAACUUUUUGAAUCAUUGUUGAGUAAGGAACUAGAAGAAGGACUAAAAGCGGAAGAAAUUAUUAAAGAAUGUCUCAAAGUAAAAAAUAAACAAAAUAAUUUAAUCCUCGAAAAAUUAUGCAAUGUAGGAGAAGACAUGGGCGUGGUGAAGUAUAAAUUGAAACUUCACGAACGUUUCAAGUGGUUUGUCACUGCACGAGAAGCUAUCGCAAAUACCGAAGAAAGAUUUGCCAAAAAUGUCAACUUAAAUAUACCUGCCAAUAUGACGGAUAUUUUUGAAAGGCGUAACGAAGAACGUACACAACGUUUCAUGUAUAUUUUGAUGCAUAAAAAGGACGAAAAUUUUGUUCACGAGUUGCUCAAACGUAUAGAUAAAAGUGAAAUGACCGUAGACAAUUUCUGCCGAUUUAUUUCUCUAGCUCAUCAGUAUUUAUCGCAGAUAAUUCAAAAUACUGCUUUGAAAAAGGGCGAUUUUGAGAUUUGCUAUGGUUAUGAAACAGAAGAUGAUCCGGAGGAAUAUGAGAAGGUUAAUGAAGCUUUAAGGAUAUUUAUGGAAGGGUUCACGACAAAGGAUAAUAAAUACUGAAAAAUGUAUAAAUUUUUCAUUUUGACUUGAGAAUUGUAUUACGUAGGUACCUACCUACUUAUCAGACAUUUGCACAACUAUUCAUUAUUACCAACCUACUUCACGAUCAUUAGAACAAUUUUUCAAUUAGGUAAUUAAAGUAUUCCUAUUUAAAUAUUGAAAUGAUAAAGUAGGUGGGUAUCUUUAAAAUAUUAGUCAAUCGAUGAGAUUUUAAAAUUAAGGUUAUGAUGUUUGUAAUUGAUAAAAGUCAGAAAGUAAAUUAAAAUUGUUUUUAGCCGUUUAGCUUUAUUUAUAAUUAACUAAAAAAUUAUAUUGAAUUUCAAUCAAAUUAAUUACUCACUUAUGCUUUUAAAAAUAUUAUUAGUAAUUCUGAAUUUAAUUUGCAUAUUUAAAUUCAUAAAAUCUGAUUUUAUGGUCGACUUCUCGCAACAAAAUGACAACCAAUCAGCAUCAGAAGCAACAAGUUUGGAGAAAUUCCUCAAAGGCGAAAUAAGAAAACCAUGGGUAGAAAAACUUACUGAAAUGGCCGAAGAAGCUGGUGAGAUGAAGUACAAAUUGAAACUACAAACUCAUUUAAAAAUGAUGGUCACUACACUCGCAGCAAUUGAAAACACAGAAGAAAAACACGCCAGAAAUAUCAGCAUAAAUAUACCUAUCGAAAUAGUAGACAUGUUUGAAAGAAGAAAAGAAGAACGAAAACAGCGGUACUCGUUCAUAUUAAAACAAAAUACAAACGAUAUUUUCAUCGAAAAUUUGAAAUUUAAAUUGAGACAGAAUGGGAUGUCCGUGGAUGAAUUCAGUGAUCAAAUUGCAAAAGCACAUCACAUUCUGUCUCAGACAAUUCAAGAUAUGGUAUUAACUCCUGGUACGUACAGAUAUUUGAACACACAGGAGUAUAAUACAGUUAGAAAAGCCUUAAGGAUAUUCAUGAAGGGAUUCAAAACUCGCAAGAAUAUUACGAUAUCAAUUUUUUAAGUAAAUAAGCAUCAAAUCUAUAAUCUAUAGUGUUUUUUAAAACUAUUAAAGUAAUUACAGAGUUAGCUAGCCUACAAAUACAUUUAUAGUUAUCAUGAUGAACUCGAAUAUCUUCAAAAUUCGCUGACAAAAAUUAUUUAAAAAAAAAACCUACACUUGGUGAUCUCGCAGCGGAAUAUCACCAAAAAGAAUCAAACACGAAACACAAAACAUCCGAAUUUUUAUUAAUUCUUAUACCUGCAUAAUUGAAACGAGUACAUCGCGUGUCAUUUUUGUACAUUACUAAAAUAAAAACGAAAAUUCAUAUAAAGAAAAUGUCAUCCAUGGUUUUCAGUUUUCACAUAAGCGAAUAAAUUCAUUUGGUCGCAAAAAAAAUACAACAUUGAAACUGAUAACAAAAUGAAAAAAUACGGAUACGAUCAAGGCAACGUAUUCGAUCGUUACCUAUCUUUAAAACUAACAUACCUAAUCAUUCCUUGGAUAUUUCACAAAACAACCAGGUUAUUCAGUUUCCUUAGUAAAAUGGAAAUGAGUCGAAGUAUUUUACAUUUUUUAUAAUACAACAAAUCACACAUUAUACGAGUAUAUAUUUACAAAUAAAAGAUGCUAAUUAUCACAGCCCUGAUGCAUUUCAUUGUGAACAACUCCUCGACAUUACGUAUUGCCAGUCUCUUUGUCA